Messenger RNA from Rhineura floridana, 6891 nucleotides. It is a transcript of the gene PCDH7, whose product is annotated as protocadherin 7. Bases 1993 to 5256 code for a protein of 1087 amino acids. The record is from RefSeq and is a predicted model, not a curated record. NCBI's taxonomy places the organism in Eukaryota, Metazoa, Chordata, Lepidosauria, Squamata, Rhineuridae. Gene Ontology annotation, molecular function: calcium ion binding. The transcript is spliced from 2 exons. Gene Ontology annotation, biological process: homophilic cell-cell adhesion. Gene Ontology annotation, cellular component: plasma membrane.
GUGGCAGCAGCGUCAGGGAAGAGCCACCGAGAGAGGCUUCCCAGCAGCUUCCCAACCACUUCGGGCAAAACUUGAUGCUCCGUUGCCUUCACCCCCCCUCCUUCUCCCUUUCCUUCCCGUGGCCCUUCGCAAAGCGCCAGGCUCUCGCUUUCCUCCGGCGUGUGUGCCUGUGCGUGUCUGUCUCCAAGCGAGGAGGAAAGAGCAAAGGGAGCUCCUUGCACCAACCAGCCGCACUUGAGCGAGACCAGCCAGGAAAAGGGGGGCUUUACAAACAGCCACAAUUGCAGAUCUCCCCCGGAGCGGCUGCCUAGUUCGCAGGAAAACUACUGACUCUGAUCAUCUUUCCUUUGCAACCAGGACUCGGCCUCGAUUAAAAUAAUAAUAAUAAUAAUCCAUCGCAUUAUUUGGAUAUUUGUUUGGGUCCCCCUCCCAGCCUCCCUUCUUUUUCCCAUUCGGUAGCUAUGGAUGUAAUUCGGAAUUGGUGAUGGUAAUUCACGUGGGAAGAAGAUCCAGUUACAUCUCUCCCCUUCCUCACCCCCUCGUGCUUUGGGUAUAUCAAUGAGGGGGGGGAGCACUAGAAUCAUCGCCUGGGGGAGGCACACACACACCGCAGCCAACCUUUGCGCUAACCUUUGAACCAGGGAGGAAAAGGGGGCUGAAGUUCAGAGCUGGUUUACCUGCAUUGGGACGGCCAAGGAGAGCGAAGGGGAGAAGGAGCGAGGGACCGCAAUCUCAUUUGUGAAUCGCUCUCCGAGUGCUGCAGCCUCCGAUCGCUCUAACACAUGCAGCGUAAAUGCAGGUAAGACGCGCGCACACAUCAACUGCGGAUGCAAAAAAGCAAACUUGGGACUGUUGUGUCGUGUGUGCAUCUGUGCGACAGCGAGAGACCUCUGGGUGCGCUUCCUUCCGUCCUUGGGGUAUUCUGGACGAACAUCUCCUGCAGCUUUGGUACCAUGUUGCUUUUGUGACUAAUGACCUUGCGCAGAGUUUUUUUUUUUUAAUAUCUAUAUAUCUAUAUAUGAACUCUCCUCUCCGGAGAAGGAGCUGAACACUGGAGGCGAUCUCCUAAAGAUGGAUUUAGGUACUGUCCUGAGAACCAAAGGGGAUUUCUUGAGAACUGUUCGGUAAUACCAAGAAAGGGAAAGACUCUUCCCAAAUAUAUAGGUGUGUGUGUUGAUCUCUCAUCGCUGGAGACUGGGCAUUUUGUUUUGCCGUUGGGGAGGGGGCUAUUUUUAUUCUUCCCCCGUUCCAUCCAGAGCGAAGAGGAUUUGGAGGCUGCCUUGUCUUUGCCUUUCCGCCGGACACCAGCGCGCUCUGAAUGAAGCAAUUUACAUUCCCCCCGCCCUCCCACCCGUUCCUCAGCGUGUGUCUGCGGAGUGGGGGAGAGAGACAGACAGAGAAGAGCUAAUUCCGCGGCGGUAAACGGGGGGGAGAGAGAGAGAGAGAGAGAGAGAGAGAGAGAGGCAAGGAAGCAGGCAAGCAGAGAGGAAAGAGUGGGAAUUGAAGUGGACUGGAGUUUGGGGGGUUGUUGUUUUUUAAGGCGACGGGAGAGAGGGUGGUUGCAUCAAAUCCCUCACUGCUGCAGUUGCUCUGGCUUUUCUUGCAAACCUUGCAAAGUGAUUACAGUGCCAUCGGAGGGGGAGGAGGAAGAGGCGGAACUCCCCCCCUUUCAUUCUAUCUGCCGAGAUGAAUCUUUAAAAAAGCCAAAUACCCUUGCCCCGUGAACUGUGAGUAUGGAGCAACUGUAAAAGGAAGGGAGGACGAGGUGGGCACAACCGCCAGCCAACCCCUAAUUCCUGCCCCCGCUCUCCUUCACCGAUUGCACCAGGGAGGAUGAGACCCGAAGUUUUUCGCAGGAGCAGCAGGAUGUUAUAAUUGACCGCCAUCACCCCAGCACCGAGCAUCUUCUGUUGGCUUGCCAAGGGGGGCGUUUGUUGGCACGGGUGGGCAGCGGAAGGUGGUGGUUUGGUCUUGCCUGGGGUGUUCCCGAAGAUGUGGAAGAUGCGGACGCUCCUGGGCUUUGUGCAAUGCUGCUACUGCUGCUGCUGCUUCUUGCUCCUGCUGCCGCCGCCGCUCUGGGUCAGCCUAGCCGCGGCGAAGCAGGCGCUGAGGUACCGGCUGGCCGAGGAAGGACCCGCCGACAUCCGCAUCGGCAAUGUGGCUUCGGACCUGGGCAUCGUGACGGGCUCCGGCGAGGUGACGUUUAGCCUGGAGUCGGGCUCCGACUACCUGAAGAUCGACAACAUGACCGGCGAGCUGAGCACCACGGAGAGGCGUAUCGACCGCGAGAAGCUGCCGCAGUGCCAGAUGAUCUUCGACGAGAACGAGUGCUUCUUGGACUUCGAGGUGUCGGUUAUCGGGCCGUCGCAGAGCUGGGUGGACCUCUUCGAGGGCCGGGUCAUCAUCCUAGACAUCAACGACAACACCCCCACCUUCCCCUCCCCUGUGCUCACCCUCACCGUCGAGGAGAAUCGCCCCGUGGGCACGCUCUACCUGCUCCCCACCGCCACCGAUCGGGACUUCGGCCGCAACGGCAUAGAGCGCUACGAGCUGCUCCAGGAACCCGGCAACGAUGGGGGCAGGCGGGGUGGGGGAGGCUCGGCUUCUGCCGCCUCUGACAGCGCCCUCUACCCUGGAGGCAGCAAGCGGAGGCAGGAGGCCGACGGCACGGCCAGGAGUAGCGUGUUUGAGCUGCAGGUGGCUGACACCCCCGAUGGGGAGAAGCAGCCGCAGCUGAUCGUCAAAGGGGCGCUGGAUCGAGAGCAGCGGGACUCGUACGAGCUGAGCCUCCGGGUUCGGGAUGGGGGAGACCCCGCGCGCUCCUCCCAGGCCAUCCUCCGGGUGCUCAUCACCGACGUGAACGAUAACAGUCCCCGCUUCGAGAAGAGCGUCUAUGAGGCGGAUCUGGCCGAGAACAGCAGCCCCGGCACCCCGAUCCUGCAGCUGAGGGCCGCUGAUUCCGACGUCGGGGUGAACGGCCAGAUUGAGUACGUCUUCGGGGCGGCCACAGAAUCUGUGAGGCGCCUGCUUCGCCUGGACGAGUCCUCCGGCUGGCUUAGCGUCCUGCACCGCAUCGACCGGGAGGAGGUGAACCAGCUCCGCUUCACCGUUAUGGCCAGGGACCGCGGGCAGCCGCCCAAGACCGACAAGGCCACGGUGGUCCUCAACAUUCGCGACGAGAACGACAAUGUGCCUACCAUUGACAUCCGCAAGAUCGGGCGCAUCCCGCUGAGGGACGGGGUGGCCAGCGUGGCCGAAGACGUGCUGGUGGACACCCCGAUCGCCCUGGUGCAAGUUUCCGACCGGGAUCAGGGCGAGAAUGGUGUGGUGACCUGUACCGUGGUGGGGGACGUGCCCUUCCAACUCAAGCCGGCCAGCGAGGGGGAAGGUGAGCCCCAGAACAAGCGCAAGUAUUUCCUCCACACCUCGGCGCCCCUCGACUACGAGGCCGUGCGCGACUACAACGUAGUAAUCGUGGCCGUGGACUCCGGCAGCCCCAGCCUGUCCAGCAACAACUCUCUGCUGGUGCGGGUCGGGGACACCAAUGACAACCCGCCAGUCUUCAGCCAGGCUGUGCUAGAGGUCUCCUUCCCCGAGAACAACGCUCCCGGAGAGAGGGUGGCCACCGUGAUGGCCACAGACGCCGACAGUGGCAAGAAUGCAGAGAUCGCUUACUCCCUGGAGCCCUCCCCAGCCUCCGUAGAGUCUCCGGGAGGCCUCUUCACCAUAGACCCCGACUCUGGGGACGUGCGGGUCCAGGCAGUGCUGGAUCGAGAGCAACGGGACACUUACGAGUUCCAGGUGAUGGCCAGGGACAAAGGGGUGCCCUCCUUGCAGGGCUCCACCACGGUGGUGGUGCGGGUGGCCGACCGCAACGACAACGAGCCGCGGUUCAUGCAGGACGUCUUCACCUUCUACGUCAAGGAGAACCUGCAGCCCAACAGCCCGGUGGGCAUGGUGACCGUGAUGGACGCGGACAAGGGGCGCAACGCCCAGCUGAGCCUCUCCGUCCAGCCUGGGGACCAGGGGCAAGGGGCUCCGGGCAUCUUCUCCAUCGAGAACGACACCGGCACCAUCUACUCCACCGUCUCCUUCGACAGGGAGCUCCAGACCAGCUACACGUUCAAGGUGAAGGCGGUGGACGGGGGAGAGCCGGCCCGCUCGGCCACCGCCACCGUCUCGCUCUUCGUCAUGGACGAGAACGACAACGCGCCGGCAGUCACCUCGCCGGCCAACAGCUCCUACACGGUGCUGCCGCCCUCCAGCAACCUGCGCUCGGUGGUCACCACCGUGCAGGCCAAGGACGCCGAUGCGGGCCAGAACGCGGAGCUGAGCUACAGCAUCGUGGGCGGCAACCCCUUCAAGCUCUUCGAGAUCGACCCCUCCAGCGGGGUCGUCUCGCUGGUGGGCAAGCUGGCGCCCAAGCACUACGGCCUCCACCGCCUGGUGGUGCAGGUCAACGACAGCGGCCAGCCGCCGCAGUCCACCACGGCCCUGCUGCACAUCUUCGUAAACGAGAGCCUCUCCAACGCCACCGUGGUGGAGAGCCAAGUGGCGCGCAGCCUCCACACCCCGCUGGCCCAGGACAUCGCCGGCGACCCCAGCUACGAGCUGAGCAAGCAGCGCCUCAGCAUCGUCAUCGGUGUGGUGGCCGGCAUCGUGACGGUCAUUCUCCUCAUCCUGGUGGUGGUCAUGGCCCGCUACUGCCGCUCCAAAGGCAAGCACGGCGGCUACGAGGCCGGUAAGAAGGACCACGAAGACUUCUUCACGCCCCAGCAGCACGACAAGGCCAAGAAGCCCAAGAAGGACAAGAAGGGCAAGAAGCAAGGGAAGCAGCCCCUCUACAGCAGCAUCGUCACCGUCGAGGCCUCCAAGCCCAACGGGCAGCGCUACGACGGCGUCAACGAGAAGCUCUCCGGAGACAGCCCGAGCCUGAGCCGCUACCGCUCGGUGAACGGCGGGCCGGGCAGCCCAGAUCUGGCUAGGCAUUACAAAUCCAGCUCUCCUUUGCCCACCGUACAGCUUCACCCGCAGUCCCCCACCGCCGGGAAAAAACACCAGGCCGUUCAGGAACUGCCCCCGGCAAACACCUUCGUAGGGGCAGGGGACAACAUCUCCAUCGGGUCGGACCACUGCUCCGAGUACAGCUGUCAAGCCAGCAGCAAGUACAGCAAGCAGGUGGAUACAGUGCAGACUACGCAGUGCCCUGGCCACAUUGAGGAAUCGUGUAAAAUGAAUGUAUGUGCUCGUAAGUGAAAUAUUUAUGAAUGAAGCUCCAACUCUUAGUGUAUGUUGGAUCAUAAAAAGACAUGUGACCCUGUUCAUCAAUAUCAUACUAAAAUCGAUUCCUAAGAGGCAGGGUCACUGCAGAGCUCAAAAGACAUGUAAGGCAAAAGCUCAUAUUUUUCAAGUUGGCUUCUGAAGCAUUCUUAUUUUUUAACAAAAUUUAAAAAAUGUGCAAAUGACAAAUUCAGAUUACCUCUUGGGAUGAUGGUGUGUUGGGAAAAGCAGUCAACUGAUUCAAGAGAUCCGAAGGGAUGUGAGAAAGGUUUGUGUAAGAUGAAGUGGUCAACUGUGGACAAACAGCAUCACAUCUUACAUAGGACUAUCAACUGGAGAGGAAGGCAUGUCUCCCCCUUCAAUCUGCCUUUAAGAAGACUGGAAUGUUGUCAAAGAAUUUCAUCCCCGUGAGUGCUUUAGUUAGUAACUGGGGAAGAAAUGGAGGGUGGAGGUGAGUUUAAAAUGCUUGAAGUAAGAAAAUAGCUGUGCUCUGUAGAUAAAUAAAUCCCUUAAGCAUGUGCUAGAUCAACAAAGAAAAAUGGUAUCUAUACCUCAGAACGGAUUCUGAGAAAUCAGAAGAAAUCCCAUCAUUUAGAAAUGUUGGUUGAGAAAACAUAGAUUGGACCCUCUGGGUUUGCUGAGGAAGUUAUUCAAAGGCAAUGUAUGGGAGGAGGGGAAACUGUUAAUUUCCCUGUCAGUAAACUGAAAAAGCAAGUAUUUGUCUGCCGAAAUGUAUGUAUUUAAAUAUGUGUGAUUGCUAAGUCUUGGUUUAUUUAUGAAGUUGGGAAGGUUAUCGUUAUGGAAUAAAAAAAGGCUUUUCCCCAAUUGAAACUGCAUUACAAGAUGAGAGGGUUUCAGUUUAAUUAAAAGGGAAUAUGCAUGAUACGGGCACCCUCUGUGCAUUCCUAGUCCUUGUUAAGCUUAACAUGUCAUAAAAAUUCAAAGACUAUAUAUAUAUAUAUAUAUAUAUAUAUAUUGUAGCCAAGAGAUUAAAGAUUAUAUUUGAACAUAUAUGAAAGUUAAAAGUAUUGAUUUGUGAGAUGAUGGAAGGAGGCUGAUUAUACUUUUUCCUAAUUGUCUCAUUCAGAUCAAACAUUUCCAUCAUCCAUGGGAGAAGCAAGGGUAUUUUCAGUAUUAAUGGCUGUUUCAGGGGUUUUGACUCGUUGCUUAACCAUAAGCCGUAAAUUUACUUUAUUCAGAUUGCUGGUUUAUAUCUGAUAUAUUUAUAUGAGAAUAUUAUGUCACAUUCAUUAAAAAUGGUAUACAUAUACAAUUACUUGACUUCACAAUAUGCCUUUUCUGAUAUUCAAAAUCCAGUGUUAAAGAUCACAUUUUGGGGGCACAAUCUUGCCAAAGUUAAGGGCUUUUAAGUUCUCUUAAUUUCAGGGAGAGGCAUUAAAAACAUGCCCUUAACUGUCACAUUGAAAGCACUGAAACUUAAACAUGUUUAACUUUCACUUGAUUAUACCCUUCCUUAUUGAUCAAUAUGCAUUUUUCCCUUUUGUAUUAAGGCACACUUGUUCCUUGCUAUUUUUUUUUUUAAAAAAACUGGUGGUUUGUCCACUUUUGGUAAUCAUUCUCAGGUGGUGGAAUCUAUGAUACGGUAGAAGU